AUGGAAACAACCCUUCAUGACCGUGAAAAUUUUACUAAGGCGGACAUUAAAAACAAUAAAAAAAAAUCAUGCCAAUGGAACGAUGAUAAUAUUAAGCUUUUACUUUCAUUUUUAAUAGAACGGAAAGAAGAAGUAAACCAACUAAGUACCAAACGAGGUGGCAGCGGUAAUACAAAAGCAAAGCUUUGGCAAGACGCGUCAAAUAUAUUUCUUGACAGUCAUUGCCAAUAUUCUGCUGAACAGUGCGCGGUUAAGUGGAAAAACAUUAAAAAAAAAUAUAAGGAUGACAUGGAUCAUAAUAAAAAAUCAGGUAAUGAUUUAAUUGAAGUAAAAUAUAAAGCAGAAGUUGAAGAAAUCCUUGAUGGAAAUCGUCCAAGUUUAACUCCAAAACUACUAGAAAGUAGUUUGGACCAAAAUGAUGAAGUUAUUAUUGAAAAGGAAGCUCUAUUUAAUGAAAUUACUGGUCGAAGUAAACGAAAGAACAGGUCUGAUGAAUCUAUCCAAGAAGAUGAACCGCGAAAAGCUAACAGGUCCGAAGUAAGAAAAGUUAAAAAUAUGUUGGAAGAUCUAAUUUAUCAAAGAAAGGAAGAACAAGAAAAUAGAAAAAUAGAACGAGAAAGAAGAGAAGUUGAACGAAAGGAAAGGGAAGAGCGAAGGCAACAGGAGUUUAGUUUACUAAUUUCUGCUUUGAAUUCUACAAAUAGAAAUAUGAUGUUUUCUCAAAAUGAUGUUCCUUUUUAUUAUCAAUCUAGUUCAUUUAAUACAAUGCAAUUCAUGGAUACUUCGUAUACUGAUACUCCACAAAUUAAUCGUACUCAUACUCCACAAAUUAAUCGUACUCAUACUUCGCAAAUUGAUCGUACACGUACUUCGCAAAUUGAUCGUACACGUACUCCACAAAUUGAUCGUACACGUACUCCACAAAUUGAUCCUACUUUGCAAUUUGAAUGA
Messenger RNA from Rhizophagus irregularis DAOM 181602=DAOM 197198, 951 nucleotides. RefSeq lists its product as uncharacterized. The record is from RefSeq and is a predicted model, not a curated record. Lineage: Eukaryota; Fungi; Glomeromycota; Glomeromycetes; Glomerales; Glomeraceae.